AUGCCUAGCCACCCAUACUGGUAUGCAUGCGUGUUAGGCAUAUAUCACAUGGAGGUCUGGCUCAACAAUGGAAGCCAACCUGUGAAGCGGAAUCUCAAAGUUCUUUUUGUCAAAUGGCUUGUGGACUUACAGAGCUAUAAAUGUGGCAUGAAACAUACCCGUCUGCCAAAGAUUACAUUCAUGGAGGAGUCGGACCCAGACAUGUUCAGGUUCCUCAACCCAGGACAGGUAAUCCGAGGAGCACACCUGAUUCCUGCAUUUGCAUCAGGAUGUGGUGUAAGUUCCAUUCAACAUGGAACUUUGUUGGCACGUCCUGGGGGUGAGCUGGAUGACUGGGAAGAGUACUAUGUCGGAAUGUGA
This is a messenger RNA of Suillus bovinus, 360 nucleotides long. RefSeq lists its product as uncharacterized. The coding region runs from base 1 to 360 and encodes 119 amino acids. NCBI's taxonomy places the organism in Eukaryota, Fungi, Basidiomycota, Agaricomycetes, Boletales, Suillaceae. The record is from RefSeq and is a predicted model, not a curated record. The transcript has a single exon.